Messenger RNA from Lacerta agilis (Sand lizard), 1201 nucleotides. RefSeq names its product KTI12 chromatin associated homolog (gene KTI12). The transcript has a single exon. The record is from RefSeq and is a predicted model, not a curated record. Bases 88 to 882 code for a protein of 264 amino acids. Lineage: Eukaryota; Metazoa; Chordata; Lepidosauria; Squamata; Lacertidae.
GCCGCCAUUUUUGUGCAGGGCAGAAAGGCCCUGAGGGGAAGAUGAUGACAGCCGGCCCGGCUUGCGACUGAGGCGGAAAGAGGUGCCAUGCCUCUGGUCGUGCUCUGCGGGCUGCCGGGGAGCGGCAAGACCCGGCGCGCCGAAGAGCUGAAGGCGGCGCUGAGCGCCGAGGAGGCCUCAGAGCGGCGGGUCUUCGUGGUGGCCGAGGCCGACUUGGGCACCGGCGGCGGAGACGGCGUCGCCCGGGCUGCUCUGAGGGCGGAGGCCGAGCGCCUGCUGAGCCGCCGCGACGUGGUUCUGGUGGACUCGGGCGCCGAGCUGAAGAGCUUCCGCUACGAGCUCUACUGCCUCAGCAAGCACGCGGGGACGCCGCACUGCGUGCUCCUGUGCCCGGGAGGCGCCGCCCGCCCGGACCGGCCUCCCUUGGAGCCGCCGGACUCGCGCCACCGCUGGGACUGGCCGCUCUUCGUGGCGCCCGACGACCUCGCCGAGCCCCUGCCUUGGCCCGAGAUCCGCGCCGCCCUCUUCGAGCGCCGCCCGCCGCCGCCCAACCAGUCCACGCGCUCGCAGCCCCUGCAGGCCGCCGGCUUCCUGCACCGCCUCGACCGCCUCACGCAGGACGUGCUGGCUGCCCUCAUGGCCGCCCAGAGGAACGGAGCCCAGCCGGGGCAGUUCGUGCCGCUCGUGGUGGACGGGCUGUCGCAGGCAGGCGGAGGGGAGCCUCCGGGGCUGCUGCUGACCCGGCCCGUCAGCCUGGCGGAGCUGAGCCGGCUCCGGAGGCAGUUCCUCAGCUACGCCAAGAUGCACCCGGGAGAAGGCGAAGGCGACCUGCCGCAGCUUGGAGGCAUGUUCCUGCAGUACCUGGGCCGCAACCUCCAGUGAGGAGGAGGGGCUGGAAGCCGUCGACUCGAAAGGAAAGCAAGCCCGAGGGGGACGGAGCAGGAACGCCGUGGGAUUUGGGGGGGGGGGGCGACCGCCCGCUGUGCACGUGCAGUACACAAGACCCGAAAGAGCCUCCCCGACCAUGAAGGGAGCUUGUCAGCUGCUGGAGCUUUUGGCCCUGGGUCGUCUUUGCCGUCUAAACUCGAGAGAGGAAUGCACCUCCUGCCUAUCAUUUUAAGUGUGUCGAACUGGUCCGAAACCGAUCUUGGCAAAAGGGGUUCAGGAUUAUUGUAAAUAAAUGAGUUUUUCCUCUCCGCAA